Messenger RNA from Ahaetulla prasina, 5618 nucleotides. It is a transcript of the gene EFNB1, whose product is annotated as ephrin B1. Gene Ontology annotation, cellular component: plasma membrane. Gene Ontology annotation, molecular function: ephrin receptor binding. The transcript is spliced from 5 exons. Gene Ontology annotation, biological process: axon guidance; ephrin receptor signaling pathway. Bases 214 to 1239 code for a protein of 341 amino acids. The record is from RefSeq and is a predicted model, not a curated record. NCBI's taxonomy places the organism in Eukaryota, Metazoa, Chordata, Lepidosauria, Squamata, Colubridae.
CCCGGCGCGCCCAGUGCGAGCGGAGGAGCCGGCGCGGGCGCUCGACGGCGGGAGGCGCGCGGGGACGAGGCGGGGAGAGCGCGGGGGUGCUGCGCCGCCGCCCCGCCGCCACGAUGGCCGGCCCGUGAGGCGCCGCGGAGGGUCGCUUCGCCGGAGUAGGCGCCGCCGCCGCCGGAGCAGCCGCGGCGGUGGCGGUGGCGGUGGCGGCCGAGGAUGGGCCGGCCCGCGGGACGCCCCGAGCGCCUGUGCCGGGGGCUGCUGGCGCUGCUGCUGGCGCUGGGCCGCCUGGCGCCGCCGCUGCUGGCCAAGAGCCUGGAGCCGGUCUCCUGGAGCGCCGCCAACGCCAAGUUCAUGUCUGGCACAGGGCUGGUGAUUUACCCAGAAAUUGGGGACAAGCUGGACAUAAUCUGUCCAAAGGCAGAGCCAUCCAAACCGUAUGAAUAUUACAAACUGUACCUAGUGAAACGGGACCAAGCAGAGUUCUGCAGCACCAUCAUGGACCCAAAUGUGUUGGUGACCUGCAACAGGCCUGAGCUGGAAAUCCGCUUCACCAUCAAAUUUCAGGAGUUCAGCCCCAACUAUAUGGGCUUGGAAUUCAAAAGAUACCAGGAUUACUUUAUCACAUCCACGUCCAACGGGUCCCUCGAGGGCUUGGAGAACAGAGAAGGCGGCGUGUGCCAAACGCGCUCCAUGAAAAUCAUCAUGAAAGUGGGACAGGAUCCCAAUGCGGUGAUGCCAGAGCAGCUGACCACAAGCCGGCCCAGCAAGGAUUCAGGCAGUGCGGGGAACAUCGCCACGCAAAGCCCCCAUCACAGAUUCCCUUCUGUGGUGGAGGUCCCAGGGAAGCCAGACCCUGUUAACCAAGAUGGCCAGGAUACCCAAAGACCGACCGAUGGAUUCUUCAGCUCCAAGGUGGCCGUGUUUGCUGCGAUCGGGGCUGGCUGUGUCAUUUUCAUCCUCAUCCUCAUCUUCCUCAUCGUCCUUCUCAUCAAGAUCCGAAAACGGCACCGGAAGCACACCCAGCAGCGGGCGGCGGCCCUGUCGCUCAGCACCCUGGCCAGCCCCAAGAGCAGCGGCAACGCCGGCUCCGAGCCCAGCGACAUCAUCAUCCCCUUGCGGACUACAGAGAACAACUACUGCCCUCAUUACGAGAAAGUCAGCGGAGACUAUGGGCACCCGGUCUACAUUGUCCAGGAGAUGCCCCCCCAGAGUCCGGCUAACAUUUAUUACAAGGUUUGAGGACAAACCUUGCUGCCCACCCCAAAAGCCCUCUGGGUGCCAGGGGAGAGGAGGAGGAAGAGGAGGAGGAGGGUCUACUUGCCCCCUCGAGCACUCCCCUCCCUUGAUUAGCAUUUAGCCUUGUAGUUUGGAGCUCUUCAGACCCAGGAUUUGAGGGUGGGGGGGGUUCCUCUUGUCCCCUCUCUGCUCCCAGCCCGCUUUGUGGCCCUCACUUGGGCUCUGUGCCUUUCUCGCUCUUGAACCCACCCGGGAAACCCCAAGAUGGCUGCCGCCUCACUUUGGGGGUAGAUUUUCCGGCUCCUCGUCAUUGUUUUGUUUGGGGCGGGGGCAUUGUUGGGAGGGAAGCCACACCAAGCCUGGCUCUCCAAGUGUGUGUGUGUGUGGGGGGGUCAGUCCCUGCGGGGCAGAGCUUUGGGCCGUGCUGAGAAAGGAGUCUGUCUAGCCCCAUCUUUUAUAUAUAUAUAUAAAUAUAUAUAUAUAAUAAUAAUUCUAAAGUAUUUUUUGUAACUUUUUAAGAAAAUUGUGAAAGAUUGGACUUGUGAGCUGCCUCCUGCGGUUUCCCAGCACAAGCUCAUCUGCAGUCCUUCCCCGUCCACCUGCCCCGUCUGUCUUGGGCCUCAUCCGCUCAUCCCACUGGACAGUCAUCUCUUCCUCCAGGCUCUGUGUCCGCUGCGAGAAAAGUGGACCUUUCUUCCUUUUGGUUCUUUUUGCUAAUUUAUGAACAAACAAACAAAGCAACCAACCCUGCAAAGUUUGCAAUGGUCAGUCCAGGAGAGAAUCUCGUUCUGAAAACCAACCGGAAUGGGGGUCAAGAGGUGGGCUGCUGUUCGUGCCCACCGGAGCAGCCCCCCUCCUGGGCCAGAGUGCAGAUGCAUGAGGGCAUUGCGAUGCCCAGGGUAGGGGUCUCCCUGAAUUCCCGAUUCCAUGACCCAGGCGAGGGGAAUGAAGGGAAAGCAUCCAUGGUCCUUUCCAGAAAGCCCAUGGAAGGGAACUCAGCUUUUGGCUCUUGGGGGUUCAGGAGGAGGAGCAACACGGACCCCUCACCCCUUGCUUGGAUCCGGCCUCUUUUAUGCCCAAUUGCAGAAUGUGGCAAAACCCUCCCCCCCCAAUUUCUUUGAUCCAGCCACCCAUCCCAGAGCUCUUCAUUGGUUCGCUUCCUGCCAGUCAUAUUAAUUCCAAUUGUGAUUUCUGUGGCCUGCAAGGGCCCUUGAUUGGCCCCGGGCCCCUUUACGGGAGAGAAUGAGCCCCUCUGGGCUCAGCUUUCCCAGUGGGUGGAAGCGCCAGUCAAAGCCUCGGCCCCUCCCCUCCCCACACAUCUCCUACCCUGUAGGGGGUGAGUCUCCCCCUCCCUGGGUGGGUGGGCAGAAGGAAGCCAGCCCCCCCUUCCCCCUCACAUCUGCUUGGCUGCAGCAUCCUGGGCUCCAGGCCCUUUCACGGCCACCUUGCACCUGUCAUGCCAGAAGCCUUAGUUUGCAUGGAGAGGCUGCUGCGCUUCUUGCUCUGCGCUUGUUUGUCUCACCCUCCUCGUCUCCUUUCCAUGAGCGACUCCUUCAUCAAACCCAGUUGCAGCUCACUAUCCACCCCCCAGGCCGUCCAGCCCCACAGCAAGGCCCCAAGACCAGCCUUCUGCCUGGCAGCUGACCGCUGGAGUCUGCCUUGGCCGCUCCAGAGAAGAUUGUGGGGCUGGCACUGUGUGGCCAUCAUCGGCCUGCCUGCCUCCUGUCUUUUGGAGACUGACAUUUGCAAUAAACUGGUCCGGUUGGAGUGGGGGGUGGGGUGGGGGGGGCAGAGGCUCUUUUGCCCGGCUGACCAGUUGCCCAUCCUCAGAGAAAAGCCCACCUGAGCCCCCUCCGGCCCCUCCCUCCCCAUCAGCAUUUCUAUGCAGGAUAUGAAGUGGGUGUGUCUGUCCGUCCGUUUGUCCGUCUGUCCGUCCGUCUGUGUAAGGGCUUAGGUUAAUUGUGCACUUUGAGGCGUGUUCAGUGGAGAUCAGCCAAGAAUUCAAGUUUCUCAGGGCUCCACAGAUAAUCGACAGGUAAUUUUUAGUAGUGGUUGUAGUAGUAGCAGUAGUGUUCUUUUUAAAAUGUAAAGACUCUUCCCGUGGCCCCUUAUUAUCUUGCACCCAGUGGUAGGGGCCCCUACGUGGGAGAGUGGCCCCGAAAGGAGGGAAGCCCCUCUCUGGCCCAGAGGAGGGGGCUGCCCCUGCAGUGAGAGGCUUUCAGCAUUUUGUUCUGAUUCCCAGACUUGGCAGCCGUCUGCCGGAUGGUGGAAGUGGCGGGUCAGAGGCCCCUGCCUGGCCACUCUUGGAACCGCUGACCCUCGCAGGCUCCGGAGCCCCCUGGGGAAGGGAAGAGGGACCCUCCGCACAAUCCAGCUGAGAGAGAUUGAGGGAGGAGAGGAGAGGAGGGAUUGUGUGGUUCCAACCAUAAACAGAUAGUUUUCACACAGGGUGCAGCAAAAAUAGGGGGAGAGAUAAGAUGCCCACUGCAGUCUUUAAGGUAGGCACUCAAGAAAAGUAAUUUACAGUCACGGUUUAUUUUCCUUUGUGCGCAGAAAUGGAAAGCUGGGUGGUGUUCCCUUCCUGCUCCAUGUGGAACAACAAAAUUAAGAAAACACAUGAGGAGUUCGAUGCAGGCCAUUCAUUUUGCGUCGGGAAUUUUGCCUUGUGUGAAAUCCUCUCUAGUUUCACUUCUCUUUUACUACACACACACACACAAAAUUUGUGGGGCGAGGGGGGGCAAGAAGCAAGUGGGGUGGCAAGAACCUUCAGAAGCUCAAGUUGGGGUCUAGAGCUGGGGUCUCCAACCUUGGCAACGUUAAGCCUGGAGGACUUCAACUCCCAGAAUUCCCCAGCCAGCUUUGCUGGCUGGGGGAUUCUGGGAGUUGAAGUCCUCCAGGCUUAACGUUGCCAAGGUUGGAGACCCCUGCUCUAGAGAGUGGUUGACUUGCACCUCCCCCUUACAUAAUCACAAUCACAAACAAGUGAUUGAGGUGUGGGCAGCCAAAUAAAUUUAUAAAAUGGGUUGUCUGGGGUUUCAAUCUGCCUUUGGGGUCUUGUUUUUUUUGUUUUUUUUAGCACCUCUUUGCUGAAUCUUGAAAUGUCCUUCUGCUUCAUCUUUCUCCCAUCAAAAGGGUUUUUUUUUUAAAAAAAAAAUGAGCUUUUAUUUUGUGUAAAUAACCAGUCUUUUUUGGAGGGUAUAAUGUAAAGAAGUUUUGUAUAAACUUUGGAUUAUUUUCUGGUUGCUUUUCUUAGAAAAAGAAAACAAAACGAAUUAAAAAUAUGGGAAAAAAUCAGCCACAAGAACGGGUGUUAAAACAUUUGUCAUACUAUUGUAGUCUCUCUACGUGCAGUUCAUCCAUCACAGAAGGACACACCUGGGGUCUGUAACUAGCAAGGUCAACUCCUGAAAGGCCCUUCCCUGUGCCCCCUCCUCCUAAAACUUCUGGGGGUCACCAGAGGGGCUUGCUGAUACCCCUCCCCAGGCAGAGAACCAGGGUGGAAACUCCAUCCGUUCAGGGGGCUUGCAGUCCUGAAACCCCUUGGGCUGGGAUCCCUGCCUUUUCAUACCCUAGAGCAGGGGUCUCCAACCUUGGUCCCUUUAAGACUUGUGGACUUCAACUCACAGAGUCCCUCAGCCAGCAAAGCUGGCUGAGGGACUCUGUGAGUUGAAGUCCACAAGUCUUAAAGGGACCAAGGUUGGAGACCCCUGCCCUAGAGGACUGUGCUGGUGCUUGAGGGGCCGAAUACCAUCUGCAGGUGAGGCACUUGGGUUCAUGUUUCCCAGGUGCCUGGCAGGUUUGAGGAGUUCUGGCUUACUCUUGGGGGGGGGGCGGCGCCUGAGAGCAAGCAGCCCCUGAGGGCAGUUGGGGGGAGGGUGCACCCAGGAGAAGGUGUGUUUCCCUUCCCCAAGAGUGCCCUGUGCCCCCUAUCAGCCUGGAGGCAUGUUCGCAUCUGGUCUGCCACUUGCCAGUCUUUCUGGCUCUGGUGGGCAUCUGGCUUGGCCUCAGAGGAUUCGAAUUCUACACCCUCCAUGCCCUUCCUGCCCCCAGCAGGGUCCAGCUCAGAAAAGGGGCCGACUGGCAACAGGCAGGCAAUGCUGGGCCUUUCCUGUUCAAGGUGGGGAUGUUCCCCGUCCUGCCUGGUGCUCCAGGAGUCGAGGCUGCGAGUGGACAACUCCGAAUUGACCAGAGCAAUGGUGUGGAGGUUUUUGAUUUUUUUAAAAACAAGAACAACUAUUGAUUCUCUCACAUUUUAGAGAUUCCUUUACCCUUUAUUCACUGCUUUCACCCAGUUGCCACAUCAUUGUCUUCAGUAAUAAUGGGAAAUGAAUUCCCUGGAGCCAUGAUGGAACGUGGUAUAUUGUUAAAUAAAGUAUUUUUUU